AUGAUGCAGUCGCUAAACUUUUGAACGAGACAGCAUCAGUCAUCACCCAGCAGAGCAGCACACAGACAGGAAGCGUUUAUCCUUUCACUCCAUUUCCAACUUGCAACUUGCAACGCCACUUCGCCGUCGCUCAUGGCGGUGGUCCUCCGUUGCCCCACCUUCCUCUCCCGCCCUCGCCCUCAACCUCAUUUCUCCGACCACAACAAGCCCCACUUUACUCGAAAAUUCGUUUGCCUUUCUUUCAAACUUGUUCCUUGCCUUAAAGUUACUUGUGAUGAUGCUUCUUGUGGAGUUCGAAUUCCGAUGGAACACAUACAACAAAGGUUCCCAUCUCUCAUGUUUGUGGCCACCAAUGUUUUGAUGUACUCUGUUCCUUCCAAAGCGUUGGCCGAAACAUGUGAGGCUGAUAAUUCUCUAUUCAAUAUGCCGAUACUGCUAGCAGUAGCCCUCAUUGGAGCUACUGUAGGAGGGUUGCUUGCCCGGCAAAGGAAGGCAGAAUUACAGAAGGUGAAUGAGCAGUUGCUCCAGAUCAAUCAAGCUUUAAGGAAGCAGGCUAAAAUUGAGUCCUACGCCCCUAGCUUGAGCUAUGCUCCUGUUGGUGGUAGGAUACCUGAUAAUGAGGUUAUUGUUGACCCGAAGAAGCAGGAACUAAUUUCUAAGUUGAAAAAUGGAAAGAACUAUCUAAGGAAUCAGCAGCCAGAUAAAGCAUUUACUGAGUUUAAGAUUGCACUUGAACUUGCCCAAAAUCUGAACGAUCCUAUUGAGGAGAAAAAAGCUGCUAGAGGUCUAGGUGCUUCACUUCAAAGACAGGGAAAAUAUAGGGAUGCUGUAAAGUAUCAUUCGAUGGUUCUGGCCAUCUCUGAAAGAGAAGGAGAGGACUCUGGGAACACAGAAGCUUUUGGAGCAAUUGCUGAUUGUUACACUGAGCUUGGAGAUCUUGAAAGGGCAGGUCAAUUCUAUGACAAGUACAUUGCAAGGCUUGAAAAGGACUAAUCAGUCACUCUGAAAUUCCUUACAUGUACCGAGUUUAGAAUUAGUUUGAGUUUUCUGAUGGCUAGCCACAAUGUGUUUCCCAAGGAUUUUGGCUCUACCAAAUCCACGUUUUUCUUGACUCAGAGUUCAUAUGCUAAAACUGUCCAUUUGAAGUCGAUGUUGUGCAUACCCUUUUUGAAAUCAUUAAGGAUGUAUGGUCUGCAUGAUCUCAAGGGAGUUAACAUAGAAGCAAUAGAUGAGGUUUUACAUUGAUUCUCCAAAUCUUGUGAAACUAUAUUAUUGUGCUAUAUGCCUUGCAAGUUGAAUUUUGAUAGUUGUAGAAAUUUGAGAUCGUUGAUUGUAUCAUGUUUGAAAAGUAAUGUUGUAGUUCCUUGAGAGUUUGUAAUUGAAUAAUUGCUUUAUGCCUUAGAGGAUUAAUAUUUCAAGUGCUCAA
Arachis stenosperma is the source of this 1426-nucleotide messenger RNA. RefSeq names its product protein FLUORESCENT IN BLUE LIGHT, chloroplastic. NCBI's taxonomy places the organism in Eukaryota, Viridiplantae, Streptophyta, Magnoliopsida, Fabales, Fabaceae. The record is from RefSeq and is a predicted model, not a curated record. The transcript is spliced from 5 exons. Gene Ontology annotation, molecular function: protein binding. The coding region runs from base 133 to 993 and encodes 286 amino acids. Gene Ontology annotation, biological process: chlorophyll biosynthetic process.